Messenger RNA from Pistacia vera, 1779 nucleotides. RefSeq lists its product as uncharacterized. NCBI's taxonomy places the organism in Eukaryota, Viridiplantae, Streptophyta, Magnoliopsida, Sapindales, Anacardiaceae. The transcript has 7 exons. Gene Ontology annotation, molecular function: transcription corepressor activity. Gene Ontology annotation, cellular component: nucleus. Bases 138 to 1742 code for a protein of 534 amino acids. Gene Ontology annotation, biological process: negative regulation of DNA-templated transcription. The record is from RefSeq and is a predicted model, not a curated record.
GAUCCCUUAUUGUGUCAUGUCAUAUGUAUACAAGAUUGAAGUGAUGAAACCCUCAACAACAAGGUGUUUCUUGUUAUUAACCCUUGUUUUAUGUGAACGAAAUUGAGUCGACGACGACGAGAAUCUGAGUGGUGAGAAUGGAGGGGGAGGAAUUCGAAGGCGGAGUAGGGAAGAGAUUGAAGAAAUUCACCGAAUCAGGGGAAGUUGAUUAUAAAACAAAAGCAGGAACAGCAUGGAGUCAUUCAUAUCUAAACCAGAAACCAUGGCAUCCACUUUCUUAUCCUAACCAACGCCGUAAGUGGAUCGCUGAACAGAUACACUCUAACAAACAACGCCGCAACGAAGAAGUCGCCCGCGAAUAUGCCCAAGAGCAGGACUUCUUUCGCCAGACUGCUCUCAUCUCCAAGAAAGACAAGGACAAGAUGGAAACUAUGCAAGCUGUUAGCUUCAUGUAUGUUCGACCACCUGGUUAUAAUGCUGAAAGUGCUAAGGCGGCCGAGAUUGAAGAGGAGAAGAAGAGACAAGAACAAGUUAACACAUCUCAAGACUCACCUGCUCCUGCAAUGCAAUCAGAAUCUCUGCCUGUGGGUGAAGAUAAGAAAAAAUCUAGGCCUAAAGAUGUUUUCGGACGUCCUUUACCCACUGAAGAAGAAUUUGAAGUCCUUAAAAAUGCUCCACGGCUGGAGACAGGUGCUCCUGCAAGGGUAAAACCAUUUGGUGUUGAAGUGCGCAACGUCAAAUGUUUAAGAUGUGGAAAUUUUGGGCACCAAAGUGGUGAUCGUGAAUGUCCAUUGAAGGAUGCUAUAAUGCCUAAUGAAGAGAGUAGAUUGAAAAGAGAUGACCCCUUGACCGCUAUCUUGGCUCGUACAGAUCCUACUGAGCCUCUCAAGUGGGAGCUGAAGCGACAACCAGGAAAUUUUAGUCCUCCUCGUGGAGGGUUUAGACCUGAUGAUCCCAAUCAGCAAAUAGUUGCUGAGGACAUAUUUGAUGAGUAUGGAGGGUUUCUUGGUGGGGGUGAUGUGCCUGAGUUGUUGACCAACCUGUCAAGCAAACCUCGAAAGAAAUCCAGAAAGAAAAGUAAGCACAAAAGGCAGUCAUCACCAAGUAGUAAAGACUUAAGAGUUCCUGAUGAAGAUGGGUCAUCUUCACCUUCUGACAAUGAAGAGAAGAGGUCAAAAAAGGAGAAAAAACAUAAGAAAAAGCAGAAGCGGAGGUAUUCCAGAUCAAGUUCAUCCAAAGAUUCAGAAUGUGAUUGGCAUCCCAGAAAAGGCAGACACAAGCACUCUUAUUCAUCUGACGAUUCUGACUCUGAAAGGCUCAAUGAAGUUAGAAGGAGCAGGCAAAGGAAUCCUUAUCCAUCCGAAGAUGACUCCGAUGAACAUCAUAUGAACAAAGAAAGCAGACACAAGCAUUCUUCUCGCUCUGAAAAUCUAGAGUCUGAUAGGCGUUAUAGAUUAAAAAAGAGUGGGCAAAAGCAUCCUCUCUCAUCUGAGGAUGACACUGACCGGCUGCAUACAAGUGAAAAGAACAGAAACAAACAUUCUAAUUCAUAUCAAGACUCAGACUCUGGUAGGCAUCGGAGAAGUGAAAAAAGCAGGCAAAAGCAUUCUUACACAGCUGUAAACGACUCUGAUCGGCGACAUAGAAGUGAAAAGAGCAGACACGAGUAUUCUUAUUCACGGUCAUAUGAAGAAUCUGACUCCUAUGGACAUCGUAGAGGUAAAGUUGGCCGGCAUCAAUAAUAGUACCGUCAAUUUAUGGAGUCAAUAACUUUUAAGC